Molecule: messenger RNA, 3998 nt
Organism: Thrips palmi
Lineage: Eukaryota; Metazoa; Arthropoda; Insecta; Thysanoptera; Thripidae
Exons: 20
Coding region: 75-3014 (979 amino acids)
Biological process (GO): proteolysis
Cellular component (GO): plasma membrane
Molecular function (GO): protein binding; serine-type endopeptidase activity
Source: RefSeq, a predicted model, not a curated record
GACUCGUAAAACCGGUCAGGGUUCCUGGACCGGUGUUUCGGCAGAGGAGCUCGGAGAGACGAACAGUCAGCACGAUGCCUUUGCGAGGAGUUGUUGUGAUGCUGGCGUGUGCGCCGUUCCUGGCCCAAGUGUUUACGAGUGCGUCCGAUUGCGGCUGGCGGAGAUACCAGUGCACCAGCGGGCAGUGCAUUGCCGCCCAGUAUCUUUGUGACGGCGAAAAGGAGUGUGCCGACGGCAGCGACGAGUCGGAGGCUGCGUGCGGCCGCACCCCCACCACUCAACUUCCCGUCGGUAACGUGGUGACGGUGAAGGUUCGGAGGGGGAAUGAGCAUGAAGACGUUAAUUUCCACAUAUGCAGCAGCGCCGCCUGUAGUUCACUAAGCCUUGCGGGACAUUCACCCAAGAAGUCGCUGCGGUACAUCGCCUACGUCAAGAACAACGCGCAGGGCGACCACGGCCAGAAACACCACGAGACGUUUCAAAAAGACCCCAACGGUUGGACCUCGUUCCCCGAGGGCGAGUUGGUGUUCGAGGUGCAGCACCGGCCCAACGAGCUGGCCGUCUGGCUGGCGGGCCACCCGGACAAGGCGGCCGUGGUGCCCGUCCAGGAGCCCAGCGACAAGCUGCUGGUGAAGCAUAACUAUUGGAGCGUAUCCAUGCCCGUCGAGUUCAUCGGCAACAAAGCCGCUUGCAGCGACACGGAGUUCCGGUGCCUCGACGGGGACUGCAUCGACUCGGUACGUCGCUGUGACGGCCAGAAGCACUGCGGCGACAACAGUGACGAGGACGUGAAACUGUGUGACGGGGCCCCCUCCACCGUGCUCCCCAAGGGCAACGUGGUGACGGUGGGCGUCUACAGGAAGCAGUUCCAUGGGGACGUCGAGUUCCACCUCUGCACGAGCUCCGACUGCAGCGUGCUGCGCGUGGCCGGCAACGACGCCGCCUCCAACCUCGCCUACACCGCCAUCGUCAAGGCCAACGCACGUGGCGGCAAUGGAACCAACUACGCCCAGACGUUCGAGAAGGACGCUGUGAGCUGGCGGUGGUUCCCCGAGGGCGAGGUGGAGUUCGAGGCGCAGCACCGCCCCUCCGAGCUGGCCGUCUGGCUCAGGGGCCACCCCGACAAGGCGGCCGCGGUGCCGGUGGAGGAAAAGAAGUACAUGCUGCUGCGCGUGCUGCCGCGCCACCGUAGGACGGACAUGCCGGUCACCUUCGAAGGCAACGCGCCGGCGUGCGGGGACUCGCAGUUCCGCUGCGGCGACGGCGAGUGCGUGGCGGCAGCGCUGCGCUGCGACGGCAGGAGGGACUGCGUGGACGGCAGCGACGAGGACGACAUUCUCGCAAUGUGUCAAUGGGUGGCUGCCCCGGCGAGUACCAAUUGCACGUUUAGACACUACCAAUGCACCAGCGGGCAAUGCAUCGACUCGGAUCUGCGAUGUGACGGCCGAAAGCAAUGUGACGACGGCAGUGACGAGUCGGACUCAGCGUGCGGCCGCCCCACCACCACGCAACUUCUCGUCGGAAACGUGGUGACGGUGAAGGUGCAGAAGAAGAAAGUGCAAGGCAACGUUAGAAUCAACCUGUGCAGCAGCACCGCCUGCAGUGGACUUUCCAUUGGGGGAUCCUCAGCCAACAAGUCGUUGGCGUACGUCGCCUACGUCCGCAGCAACGAGCGGGGUGACUUCGGCCGGAAACACCACCAGAUGUUCGAGAACGACUUCAAGGGUUGGACUUCGUUCCCCGAGGGCGAGUUGGUGUUCGAGGUGCAGCACCGGCCCAACGAGCUGGCCGUCUGGCUGGCGGGCCACCCGGACAAGGCGGCCGUGGUGCCCGUCCAGGAGCCCAGCGACAAGCUGCUGGUGACGCCUUACCUUCGGAGCUACGUCAUGCCCGUCGAGUUCAUCGGCAACAAAGCCGAAUGCAGCGACACGGAGUUCCGGUGCCUCGACGGGGACUGCAUCGACUCGGUACGUCGCUGUGACGGCCAUAAGCACUGCGGUGACAACAGUGACGAGGACGUGAAACUGUGUGACGGGGCAAUUGUAGGCUGCGGCAGAGGCGGCCCGGGCCCUGCGACCCUCGUGCAGAACGGCAACAAGACCUCCAUCGAGUCCGUGCCGUGGCACGCGGGCAUCUUCGUCGAGGCCAAUGGCCGCCUCCAGAACGUGUGUGGCGGCAGUCUCGUGUCCCCGUGCAUCGUUGUUACAGCUGCGCAUUGUCUUUUGCAAGGAAAGAUAUUUGUCGCUCUGGGCAAAUUUCUCAGUGGCUGGCAUUCUGAAUCCGGGGAAGACGUUCACAAGACUGAGGUCAAAAGAAUUAUCAAGCAUCCUCACUAUUUGGGCUACAUAUCCAAGCUGGUUUCCGACAUAGCAGUGCUUGAACUGAAAAACUGCAGCCCCAUCAGCAAGAAAAUUUCACCAAUCUGCAUUGAUAAGAAUGUGAAGCCCGUCUUGUCAGCUGACGUCAAGGUCGCUGGCUGGGGCAACGAGACGACCGUCUUGACGGACCUGGCGUCCGUGACCCUGAGGCAGCUCACUUUCGACGACUGUUUGGCCCUGAUGACAAAGAAUGGUCCGCACGUUGCUUACGUGACGCUCGACAAGUUUUGCGCACAGCGAAAAAGGGGCACACCAGAGUCGGGGCUGCUGCAGGGCGACAGUGGCGGCGGUGCCGUUGUCAUGCAGCAUGGGUCCUGGUUCCUGGCCGGGGUCGUGUCCGCCCGCCUCAAAGACGGGGACGACAGGGAUAUCUACGCGCUCACCGACGUGUCGCACUUGUCGUCCCGGCGGCCGUCUUGCGGCAGUUCCGCGAAAAGGUGCCGGAGUGGCAUUCCUUCCUGGCGGCGCUGCAGCGCAUGGGGGCCUCCCCGAGGGGUGAAUCACUGUGCGUUCUGGUGUACACGUGAGUACAUGAGUACGGAGUGCGCCUCUGAAGAGGAACCUGGUCAUGAUAGAAACAUGCUCUCUGGAUUCAAGCUUUCCAACCAAAAGCCUUUGUUCAACCAACCUGCGUGAAGUGGAAGACACUGUGCAAACGACCAGCCUGCUCCAGGACCAAGAAGGUGAACUCCCGAAACGGAUGAAACGUGCAGAAGUCCCACUGGCCCUGAAACAUGUAGCUCCACCUCUAGAGGAUUUUGAACUGUCUACCAAGAAAAAAGGCAGGCUUCAAGAAAUCUCCAAUUCAGAGGAGCGGGUUGAUGCUCUAAAAGUGAGGGCUUUGACGGCCCUCGGUCCGAGACCUCCGCGACCCCGAGCGGUCGGGUCACUCUGAGUCCAGCGGCAGCAGCGACAAGUCGUCCUCUGCCCGUCUCGUCCUGCGUCGAGUCUGACCGUCGCCUCUCUACUCGUACUUGUGUACUUGUUGUCUGUACUGAAUAAACCCAGUGUUUAAAACCUAGCCAUACCUCCAUCUCUCUCGCCGGAACCUCCCCGAAACCCGCACCCUCACAAUACUUCUGUGUAUCGCCGUUCUGAAGGCAAUACUUCUCCGUAAUGCCGUUUGUUGGCGAUACUCAAUUUUAUCGCCAAAAACUGUACCUAAGUACCACCUUUGCAUUUGCAGUGCACGCUUGCAAACCUAGAACGAGCGUCCACGUUAGCUUAGUGCAUGCCUAUACCACACUUGGAUUUGCAAAGUGCAUAUAUUGUUGUAGUGUAAAUGGGUGCAGUAGAACCUUGUUGCCACUUGGUAGGCCACCCGCAACACACUUCGCGGAUCGCUCGAAGGUAAGGAGGAAGAUGAGCGUGCCACUGAGACUGACAACAAAGUAUCUCGCAACAACCUAUUACCUCAUUUCCAUAAUUUACCAUGAUGGCCCUUCGCCUGAUUCUGUACAUUAUACCUGCGUGGCAAAAUGUGGCGAUGGGUUCAAGUUAUUUGAUGAUAACACGGUAAAUAUAAUUGGUGGUGACCCAGGUCGGAGUCAAAGUCAUUUUUACGCCUUGAACACGUCUUGAAAGCGCAUUGCAGGGAAGGCAACAAAAGAGGAUAUCGCU